Planococcus citri (citrus mealybug) is the source of this 3268-nucleotide messenger RNA. RefSeq lists its product as uncharacterized. Lineage: Eukaryota; Metazoa; Arthropoda; Insecta; Hemiptera; Pseudococcidae. The record is from RefSeq and is a predicted model, not a curated record. Gene Ontology annotation, molecular function: DNA-directed DNA polymerase activity; DNA binding; nucleotide binding. Bases 97 to 1761 code for a protein of 554 amino acids. The transcript has 3 exons. Gene Ontology annotation, biological process: DNA replication.
UUCGAUAUUAUUCGUAAUAAAACACCCAAAUUCAAAAAAACAUAUGUGUAUGCUCACAAUGGAGGUGGCUAUGAUUAUAUUUUCCUAAUAGAAUUCAUGGUUCGAAAACUAAAUUGGGUACCUACCUUGACUAUGAAUGGUUCAAAACUGAUAAUGAUGAAACAUAAACAAAUUGAAUUCAAAGAUAGCCUAAACUUUUUCCAUACCAGGCUGGCUGCUCUACCGGAUAUGUUUGGUAUUGAAGAUGCAGAGAAGGGGUAUUUCCCCCAUUAUUUCAACACUUUACCGAAUCAAAACUACUGUGGCUCUAUCCCUGAAGCAAAAUAUUACGGUAUGGAUGAAAUGGGUCUUAAAGAAAGGAAAAAAUUCGAAGAAUGGUACAAUGAUCAGAAAUCCAAGAAUGUGACAUUCAAUUUUCAAGAAGAGAUCCAAAAGUACUGCAUUGCAGAUGUAAAUGUACUACGAAAAUCUUGUAUAAAGUUUCGAAAACUAUUCUACGAUUUAAUGGGGAUAGACCCUCUAGCAGCAACAUCAACAAUAGCCAGUGCCUGCAUGACUGCUUACAGAACAAAUUUCAUACCGCCAAAUACCAUCCCUUUGAUGACUUUUCCAUCAUAUCGAAUGAGGGACAAUCAAUCAAUGUUGGCAGUUCGAUAUUUGAAGUACUUUGAAGAUAUGCAUGGUGUUCAAUUAGAAUCUGCUUACCGUGGAUGGGAAAAGCAAAUUGGCAAAUAUAAGGUUGAUGGCUAUCAUCCGUCAUUUCCUAUGGAAAAAUUAGGUCCAGUUCCUGAAGAUAUGCCAAGUGUAAGACCAUUGAUUAUCGAAAUUAACGGAUGCUAUUAUCACGGAUGCCCAAAAUGUUUUGCCAAUCGAACAACAGCUGUUAAAUCGAAAGAUAGUAAAGAAUAUGUCAACAUGGACAUGCGAUAUAAGAAUACACUGAAAAAAUUAGAACAUCUUCUUUCUCUGCCUGAAGCGCCUUAUGUUAUCACUAAAUGGGAAUGUGAGAUCUAUAAUGAAUGCAGAAGUAAUCCUACUCUGAAGCAUUAUAUGACAAAUGUCCAAAUUCCAACCCCGAUAUACUCCAACCGUGAACCAUUCUUCGGUGGCAGGACAGAAAACUUUUAUUGGUACUAUAGAGUGGACCCUGAAAAAAACGAAAAAAUUCGCUAUCUAGAUGUGAAUUCUCUCUAUCCUUACGUUAACAAGUAUGGAUGUUAUCCUAUAGGACAUCCAAAAAUUUUGCUUGGCAAUGAUAUUCCCCCAAAUUUGAAUAAUAUUACAGGAAUUGCAAAAGUUAGGCUUCUUCCACCAAAACAGCUAUAUCUACCUGUUUUACCAGUUAAAGUGAACAAUAAAUUGGUAUUUGCACUUUGUAGAACAUGUGCCUCUGAAGAAAAUAAAUUUGCAUGUAACCAUUCCGAUAAUGAAAGAGAAAUUAUGGGUACCUAUACAUGUAUUGAACUAAAUAAAGCGGUAGAAAAAGGAUACCAAAUCAAAGAGAUCUAUGAAGUUUGGGCUUAUAAAUCCACAAAAUAUAACAUUCAAACCAAUUCAGGCGGCUUAUUUGCAAACUAUAUAAAUACGUUCUUGAAGAUAAAACAAGAAGCCUCAGGGUUUCCACCUCAUGUCCAGUCAGAUGACGACAAAAGAAAAUUUAUUGAAGAAAUGAAACUUCGAGAAGGCGUAACCCUAGAUCUGGAGAAAAUUGAACCUAAUCCAGGCCUAAGAUCUCUGAGCAAACUCUGCCUAAAUAGGUAAGAUGCUGGCUACCUAUCCUUCAAUGUAACAUAUAAAUUUCUCAAAAGUACAUCAUAUCAACAUUGGCAUGGUUUUUGUUUAUUUUUCAGUCUCUGGGGAAAAUUUGGGCAGAGGAACAAUCAAAGGCAGGUGAAAGUCAUAAAGGAUGGACCCGAAUUCUUCGAAUACUUUUCAAACCCAGCAAUAGACAUAACAGAUACAACUUUUGUUACUGAUGAUUUAGUUUAUGUCCACUGGGAAUACCUUGAAGAAACAGCCAUUGAUACACCCUUUAUCAAUCCAGUACUCAGCGCUCAUGUAACUGCCGAAGCCAGGCUGGUCCUGUAUAGUUAUUUGGAAAAAUUACAAGAUAGAGUACUCUACUGUGAUACAGAUUCAAUUAUCUAUAUUGAAAGACCAGGAGAUGAGCAAAUAGAGACAGGACCUUACUUAGGUCAGAUGGGAAACGAGUUGGAAAAAGAGGGUGAAGGAGCCUAUAUAACAGAAUUCAUUUCUGGAGGUCCAAAGAAUUAUGCCUAUUGCAUAAAAACAGGGAAAGGUGAGCUCAAACAUGUGGUGAAGAUUCGGGGUUUCACCCUGAAUUAUAAUACCCUUCAGAGCCUGAAUUAUGAAGCACUGAAAAAUUUUGUCCUCUCACAAACCUCCACUAAUCGACCACAGAAAAUAAAGGUUGAAUAUAAAAACCAAAUUCAAAGGAAGAGACCUUUUCAUGUGGUAACACAAGAAAUAUCAAAAGAAUAUGGUGAAGUUGCCCCAAAAAGGAGGAGAAUUGAAUCUUUCCGUAGUUUGCCCUAUGGUUAUGUGGACUUAAAUGUAACUAACCUGAGUUCAUUCUCUUUCUUGAAAUUCUGUAGGUAUAAAUCCUAAUAAUAUUCUGUUCUUAUUCACAGGCUUAAACGAUUUACCAGAUAAUAUCUUGGAAAAAAUAUUGGAUAGUGUAUAUUGGAAGCAAUACUACACAACGCUACCCUACGUCAGUCAACGAUUGCAAAAGUCUUGCAUUGAAAGAAUUUUCAAAAUCAUGCAUCCCAAAACUAAGGCAUCAAAGGAUCACACUUUGGUUGUUGACAAUUAUAAAAAUCGGAGAAAUGGAAGAAACGGCGAGAUUAUCAUUGAUAGAUUCCGCAGAGGACUUAUUCCAUGUAAUUGUUUGAGUGCACAGGGUCGUAAAAAAGAAGUACGAUACAUCAAGAGAUAUGUCAUCGAGCUAAAGGCAGGCCGCCCUUUCUUCAACGAUGACCACGACACAGGCGAAUCAGAUCUCGAAGAAUAAUGUACUUUUUCUUGCAAUUUUUUAAAAAUUUGGAAUUAAUUUUGUAAUUUUUGUAUCUGUUUUCAAUAGAUUAACUUAUACUUACUUACAUUUCCUUACUUCUGUUUAUAAAUUCUAGGUUACAUCUUUUAUGAAAUCUAUUUGUUUAUAAGUUUUCAAGAGUUCUUGUGAUUAUUUUUACCUGUAUUAACUCCUGUGAUUGAAAUAUUUCUAUAAUAAAUAGUACCCAGUGUU